CUGGCAGUCGCUGCUUGGUCGCAUUGCCGUGAAAACACACAUUUCGUCUUAUUGUAUUUUUGCAGACGUACAACACGUAAUCAAAGCAGAUGCAAGAAUACAGCGAAAAAUUGGAAGAUAUCUACGAUGAGAAAUUGGGCAGGCAUUUAGUGGCCAGCCUAAGCAUUGAGCCCGGCGAGACGCUGCUGGAGGAGCAGCCUCUGCUGGUGGCGCCCCAUUGGGAAUGCGAUCGACUAAAGUGCGCUCAAUGUCUACAGGAGUCGUAUGUUAUAUGUCGCAGGUGCCAGGUAUAUCCGCUGUGCAUGGACUGCAGCGAGCACGAUGCGUUCGAGUGCGAGUUCUUCGCGAGUGGAGCCGGUAGUGGAAUCGGAAAAGAUCUGCUAAUUAAGAACUACGGCAUCUGUGCGCUGCUGAAGCUUUUGUUGUUGCUCGAACAGCCGGAUCAGCGGGCGCAAUGCCAAAUACUGCUGGAAAGACCAGUUAAGCUGGAAGAUUAUCGAAAUGAAGACGGAGUCUGGCAGGAGCAUGAAGAGCAGGUGGUGCGUCCAAUAAUGGACAGUGGCUUAGCAGAGGCUUUGCCGGAUCAGCAACUGACAUCGGAUGCCUUGCAUGCUCAUUGCAUUCGCAUUGAUUGCAGCGCCUACGAGGUGACCGCAAGGGAUGGAGAUACACUUAAAGGCGUCUAUGUGCGCGGAGCUAACUUGCCACAUAGCUGUGUCCCCAAUACGGUGGUCGCUCUAGACGAGCAGUUCAAUUUGAAGUUAUAUGCCGCUGUGCCCCUUGAGAGCGGCCAGGUCAUCUUCACAUCCUAUGCGAAUCCGUUAAUGGGCACCAGCCAGCGACAGCAUCAGUUGCGAAUGACGCGGCACAUGGAGUGCGCCUGCGUACGUUGCUUGGAUCCUACGGAACUGGGCACCCACAUGAGCAGCAUGAAGUGUCGGGAUUGCUCUGAUGGCUAUGCCGUUUGUGAUUUGCGCGGAACUGGCAAUUGGCGUUGCCUCGAUGUGAGCUGCGGAGCUGUUAUACCAGCUGCCGAUGUCCACGAGCUGCUCGCUGAAGUCGGCGGUGCUCUGGUCGAUGCGAAGGGCGAGCUGAGUGUCUAUGAGUCCCUCCUUGCCCAGAACAAACAGCUGCUACAUCCCAAUCAUUUCCUCUUGCUGGAUAUAAAACAGAACAUUGCGAGCAUUUUGCGUGCAGCAGCUCUAAUGAAUUCUCUGAAUGAUCCCUGCAAGAAAUUGCUAGCACGUCGCGUGGAGCUCUGCGGUGAUCUGUUGCCCAUUUGUCGUGCGGUCAUACCCGGCAUCUCUAAGCUCUAUGCGAUUGCUCUGUUCGAGUACCUGCUGUCCUUUGUGGAACUCACCGAACUGCAGUUCUCCGAAGGCGAUGUAGACAAAAAGGGAUACGCCGCGCAACUGAAGCGUGCCCAAUCGGUGGCCAAGGAAGCACUGGAUUUGUUACAAUUCGAACCAGAGAACUCGGCCGAGGGUUUUCUAACCGAACGCAUUGCUAUGGAGUUAGAGCGCAUCGAAUCUGAUCUAAUGAAAUACGGGAAACAUUAAAAUAUCUUAGAAAUGAGA
Molecule: messenger RNA, 1577 nt
Organism: Drosophila arizonae
Lineage: Eukaryota; Metazoa; Arthropoda; Insecta; Diptera; Drosophilidae
Gene: SmydA-7
Product: SET and MYND domain containing, arthropod-specific, member 7
Molecular function (GO): protein binding
Source: RefSeq, a predicted model, not a curated record